Messenger RNA from Labrus mixtus (cuckoo wrasse), 4073 nucleotides. RefSeq names its product ring finger protein 38 (gene rnf38). The transcript is spliced from 12 exons. The coding region runs from base 1112 to 3088 and encodes 658 amino acids. The record is from RefSeq and is a predicted model, not a curated record. Lineage: Eukaryota; Metazoa; Chordata; Actinopteri; Labriformes; Labridae.
AACUCCCAUUGAUUGAUCUUCCCCUACACUCCCCGCUGACCAGAGAAAACACUCGAUAGCGAACGCGAGAGGGGAUUUAAAUGGGACAAAUACUGUCCACCUCACUUGACGGAUAAGGUAGAUAUCUAUUUUCUCAUGCGGUCUAACAUAAUCCGCUUUUAGCCGUGUGUAGCGGCUCUCCAAACCUCGACACGGUGCGACGUUUGCUAGCUUGUAAUGUCGGCACUGUUGGACUUGUUUUCCCCUCUAGAAUCCGCUUCCUGUUAGCCUUGGGCUAGCUGAAAAAAUAGACAUUAUGCGAAUGAACGAGUAGGUAUAGUUAAGCAUCGCAAAGGGGAAUAACUUUAUUACUUACAGCACGACACCCGUAGCAUUUUACCUACAAUUUAUUCGUAAUCUAACAACUUAUUUUCGGUGCCAGCCACAAGGGCUCCUUUAGUUUGCUAAGGCUUCGACAUUUAGCCAUCUUGCUUGUGUUUGGGGAUUUAAGUGUUUAACUUGGAAGAGCGACUUGUAUUUACUUUAGUUGAAGUUGCUUGUUAAUACAUUGGUCAGUGUGGGCCCAAAUUGCGCUUUAAAAACCAGUGAAAUGUGCCGUGGGAGAGCCUGAGUGAUCCUCUGUGGAAAGACAAUAGAGAACCUGAGACUCGCGCAGCUGUUGUGUUGUUAAACGACGGGAAAACCAAUAAUAACCAACUUGGAGAAAACAGCAUUUUGAGUGUUGUUGUUUUUGUUUUAUUACCAGCUGAUGUAACUACGAUACCAUUUGGACACUUUUGCACGUUUAAAAGUGUUUAAAUAAUUUCCGUGCAGUUGUCUGGCACACACACACACGCAGAGAGAGAGGUGGGGAGGUAGGGUGGAUGUGGUGGAUGCAGGUGGUGCUGGUGCGACACAUGAGGGGCUUCCAGGUGUCUCUUCUCUUUACAUUGAAGCUUUAAAUGCACAUUUCAGUAGCUGGUAGUGUUUAGAGGUAACAGAGUAGAUACAGAAGGACAGAAAGAGGGAGGCUAUUCCCCGUUUCUGGACGUCCAUCUCUCCAGCCUACCUCCAUCACGUUCAUCAUCUACUACCACCACCACCGCCGCCCUCCUCCUUUUCCUCCCCGGUCAUGGACCCCCCGAGGACGCGGUCUCGGUCUCGGUCUGGCUUCUAUCAUUUCGGCUUGAACGGCAACGUUGGAAGCAACGGCAGCAUUAACGCGGUGGGAAACGGGAGCAUGAUGAACGCCAGCGGGGGAGGGGUGAGCUACCCGCAGCAGAGCACUCCCGGCUGGGCGCCGCACCACGGUGGUCGCAGCUACCCGGAGACCCAGCAGCAGCAGCACGCCCAGGGGAGCUACCUGUCGGCGGGGGCGCAGCGCCACUCCUCGCACGGAGCUCACAGACACCCAGGGGCCGGAGGAGUGCUACACUUUCAUCCGGAUAAUGUGUGCAGCGACGACCGGGACAAAAUGGAAGACAGCCCAAGCCCAAAAAGGCAGCGUCUUUCCCAGCAGUCCAUGUUGGAUCUAAACUCCGCCCCUCCAUCAACCCCUUCCUCUCCCAUUCGUCCCUGGGAGCUGCCUCCCAGUCGCAGACCACACCCCCACUACAUGCCAGAGAGAUGCCACACUCCCCUUCGAAACCGACGCAGCCCUCCAAUGAGACGCCAGCGAGGCCGGAGAGACCGUCUGACACGCCAUCACCACCACACCCACAACAACCACCACCACUACAACAGCAACAAUAACCACCACCACCAUAAUCACCCCAAUGCCCACCAUCACCACCAUCACCUGCACUCCCACCACGUCCCGUCUUCAGGCCACCAGGAUGAGAACUACCGUCACCCUGCUCCACCCCAGGGUUACCUGCCCUACAGCCAGCAACCCCCCCGAGGGCCGGGACCGGGGCCGGGGCUCGGUCCUGAAGAGCGCCCAAGCCACCAUCCUCCAAACCCGUCCCCAAGGCCACUCCACCAGUCACCAAACCUGUCUCCCAGACUGCUGCACCCUGCAGCUCAUCCACAGCACCCACACCCACACCCCCACCCAUCUCAGCAGCAGAGCAGUAUGGUGCUGGACCUCCAUGAGCAGGGCUCAGUACCAGUAUCGUAUCCUGUGUCUCCUCCGGGAGCUCCACCAGGCCUGCCACCUCGCUCUGCCCCUCAGCAGAUCCCAGCAUGCUCAGUGGUCUUCAGUGGACAGCAUUAUCCUGUGUGCAGUGUCCCUCCUCCUGUGCUUCAGACAUGUUCUGUUCAGCACUUACCUAUGCCUUACCCAUUUCCAUCACUGCUGUCCAGUGACCCAACCUUCCUUAUUCCCCCUCCUCACCUUCCCCAUCCCCCAACACACUUGUCCCACCAUCCACCUCACCUGCCCCAGCCUGGACAGUUUGGACCCUAUCCCACACAGCAGGCCCGAUCGGUGAGUGGGGAUGCAUAUGUCAUGCAUUGCCUACCCUUUGUUGAUCGGCCGUUACAGAGGAUAGAGAAUGAUGUGGAGCUGCUUGGAGAACACCUGUCUCUGGGUGCUGGGCUCCACUAUCCUCCUGCCACCCACCCGGCCCUCACUCCACACUCCACACAGCUUCACUUCCUGUCCCAUGACCCCCUGCCUCAGGAGUUCUUCGGAGUGUCCUAUCCAAACUUUAUUCCUCGGCGUCUCCCAGGGCGACGGUACCGCUCACAACAGCCACUGCCACCUUCGCCUUACCACCCAAGCCUCCUGCCUUACUUCCUUUCAAUGCUGCCAGUCCAGCCCACAGGUCCUGCAAUCAGUCUGGAGCUGGAUGUAGACGAUGGAGAAGUGGAAAAUUACGAGGCCCUCCUAAACCUGGCUGAGCGUCUGGGAGAGGCCAAACUCAGAGGACUGACAAAGGGAGACAUUGAACAGCUCCCUUCCUACCGGUUCAAUCCAAAUAACCAUCAGUCUGAGCAAACACUGUGUGUGGUGUGCAUGAGUGAUUUUGAGUCCCGCCAACUGCUGCGAGUCCUGCCUUGCAGCCACGAGUUCCACGGGAAGUGUGUCGACAAGUGGCUUAGGGCCAACAGGACGUGUCCCAUUUGUCGGGCUGACGCCUCUGAAGUGCAGAGAGACUCGGAGUAACCACAUGAGGGCGCCAGACACUCCUAAUAGAUUGUCACAUUCAGCACUACCUGCUCCAUUUAUAAUGAGACACAUUUACUUGCUUACACACACACACACACCUCUUCCUUGUGUUUUUGUGCAGCACCUCCUGCUUUUUUAUGCUUUAAAUCUUUACACUUUUCCUCACAUUAACCUGAUAUUGAUUUGUUCCCGUUAUGUUACUCAAUGUCAUUUCUGUCCGUUUUUCCUGUUUACAUGGAUGCAGGCCCUCACAUAUUUUAGUAAAUGAAACUCAGCCUGAUUACCUUGGUGUAUGUGUGUGUGUACAUGUAAAGGCACCACAAGCGUUGUUUGGUCAGCCCUGUAAUGCAGUGCUGUGGUGUGUGUGUGUGUCUGUGUGUGUGCCAGUGUUAGAGAGCAAUUUUUAGAUGUCCAGCAUGCCUGAGUUCCUUUUUGUAUACCAGACGAGAGUUAAUGACAUCCAAGAGUUUUUGCUCUCUUGAGUGAGUGACUUUACUUCCUGUUUGUACGAUAAUGCACUGUCUGUAUGCAUACUCUGUGUGUGCGUGUGUGUGUUUGUGUUAUAGACUUAAAUCCUUUUCUCUAGUUUGACACUAAGGGUCCAUAUUGCCACUAUACUUUUUGGUUUCCUAUUUGAUCCAUUUGUUUCAGUAUAUUUUGAUGAUCAUUAUUACAAUUAAAUUUAUCAUUUUUUAAUAUUAUUAUUAUUAUUAUUAUAAAACCAUUAUAAGUGAUUGUUUUCCUGCCUGGCAGUUACCUCAUCAUUCCAGUUUUGGUCAUCAUUCAUCACACACGCUUCACAGCACUACUUUGAAAUAAAGCACAUGAUAUAUUUUUCUUUUCCUUACUUUUUAUAAGUAGAUAUAAGUUUGUCUAUGACUUUGCUGUGGCACAUGUUACAUAUAUACAUAUAUCUAUAUAUACUGUAUAAAUCUAUGAAUAUCUGUAUACCAAAUAAAAGGCUUGAUAUGAACUUUUUAAA